This is a messenger RNA of Entamoeba dispar SAW760, 564 nucleotides long. RefSeq lists its product as uncharacterized. The coding region runs from base 1 to 564 and encodes 187 amino acids. The record is from RefSeq and is a predicted model, not a curated record. The transcript has a single exon. NCBI's taxonomy places the organism in Eukaryota, Evosea, Mastigamoebida, Endamoebidae.
AUGAAACUACUUCUCUUCUCCUUAUUACUAUGUUUAUCUUUUGCUCAUCACAAUCAUCAUAAUCAUCAUCAUAAUCAUCACCAUGAACAUUAUCAUGUUGAAGAAAAUUAUCCCAAUGAAAUGAUAAAAGAUAAAAGUCAUGAAUAUGAUUUUGGUCUUUAUAUUAAUUGUACUGAAAUGACUAGUUGUAUUGGUUGUGGACUUGCUUUAAAUCAAUGUUAUUGGAAUAUUAAAACACAUCAAUGUAUUAAUCUUCCAGAAAAUACUUAUCCACAAGAUAUUUAUUCUGUUUGUCCUGCUGAGGAAAUUGCUCUCUUUGAACAACAAUUGAUUAUUACUAUUUUUAUUAUUUCUAUAAUAUUCUUAUUAUGUUGUGUUUGUUGUGUUAAAUGUUGUUGUCCAUCUACUAGAAAUAAUAGAAAAAUAAGAAGAGUUCAAAGACAUACUAUUCCUUAUCAAACAGUAGUCCAACAACCUGUUCAAAUUCCAAUGACAAAUUAUUAUAUUCCACCAACAUCAGGAACAUAUGUUCAACCUGUUUAUGGACUUGGUCAGUCAUUUUAA